Molecule: messenger RNA, 4295 nt
Organism: Pongo pygmaeus (Bornean orangutan)
Lineage: Eukaryota; Metazoa; Chordata; Mammalia; Primates; Hominidae
Gene: SPATA25
Product: spermatogenesis associated 25
Exons: 2
Coding region: 85-768 (227 amino acids)
Biological process (GO): spermatogenesis
Source: RefSeq, a predicted model, not a curated record
GUCUAUGAGGUGACAUUCUAGAAGGGUGAAGGAGGACAGGAGGCAGAUCACUAUUCCCUCACAAACCGGGGCUUUGGGGAAGCCAUGUCCUACUUCAGGACUCCACAAACUCAUCCAGGUCCUCUGCCUUCUGGCCAAGGUGGGGCUGCUUCUCCAGGCUUGUCCCUUGGCCUCUGUAGUCCUGUAGAACCAGUGGUGGUGGCCUCUGGUGGAACAGGCCCACUGAGUCAGAAAGCUGAGCAGGUGGCACCUGCUGCCCAGGCCUGGGGCCCAGCCCUGGCAAUGCCACAAGCCAGGGGCUGCCCUGGGGGGACUAGCUGGGAGACACUACGGAAGGAAUACAGCCGAAACUGCCACAAAUUCCCGCAUGUGAGGCAGCUGGAGAGCUUGGGCUGGGACAAUGGCUACUCCAGAAGCAGAGCCCCUGACCUGGGUGGCCCCAGCAGGCCUAGGCCCCUGAUGCUGUGUGGGCUGUCACCACGGGUUCUACCGGUACCCUCUGAGGCAGUGGGGAAGGAGGCCAGCUCCCAGCCUGACAUCUGCAUCCUCACCCUCGCUAUGAUGAUCGCUGGCAUCCCCACCGUGCCCGUCCCAGGCGUUCGGGAAGAGGACCUGAUCUGGGCCGCUCAAGCUUUCAUGACGGCCCAUCCGGAGCCAGAGAGUGCUGUGGAGGGGGCGCAGUGGGAGCAGGCGCAUGCCCACACAGCCUCUGGGAAGAUCCCCCUAGUGAGAUCUAACAGGGGCCAGCCUCCUGGCUCCUGCUUGUAGAUGGAUGAAAUAGCACCAGAUAUGUAGGGUGGCUUCUCUGUAUAGUUCUUGGGCAGACAGGGUUGGGAGGAGGGCCUACGGCAGGGAUGGGGAUAGAGCUGGUGGUUGAGCCAUUCUGACAAAUUCCAGUCCUUCAUCAGGGACUUCCAGACCCUAAAGUUUCUCCAGAUACCACUAAGACAGGAGAUAGGUUUUGUCAGGUAGAUACAAUGGAAAUUAUCUGAGGUAGGGGCCCCUGCUUGGAGAGUUGAGGCUGCUUUUAUGUUGUUUUGAAGACUUGAUCAGAAUUUUUUUUUUUUUGAGAUAGGGUCUCACUCUGUCACCGAUGCUGGAGUGCAGUGGCACGAUCACAGCUCACUGCAGCCUCGACCUCCAGGGCUCAAGUGAUCUUCUUACCUCAGCCUUCCUGAGUAGCUGGGACUACAGGCAUGUGCUCCAUCCAGCUAAUUUUUGUAUUUUUUUAAAGAAGGGGUUUUGCCAUGUUGUCCAGGCUGCUCCAAUCUGCCUGUUUUGGCCUCCCAAGGUGUUGGGAUUACAGGGGUGAGCCGCCAUACCUGGCCUACACAGAAUUUCUUUUUUUUUUUUCUUUUUCUUUUUUAGACAAGAGUUUUGCUCUGUCACCCAGGCUGGAGUGCAAUGGCAUGAUCUCGGCUCACUGCAACCUCCACCUCCCAGGUUCAAGCGAUUCUCCUGCCUCAGCUUCCCAAGUAGCUGGGAUUACAGGUGCCUGCCACUACGCCCGGCUAAUUUUUGUAUUUUUAGUAGAGACAGGGUUUCACCAUGUUGGUCAGGCUGGUCUCAAACUCCCGACCUCAGGUGAUCCGCCUGCCUCGGCCUCCCAAAGUGCUGGGAUUACAGGUGUGAGCCACCACGCCUGGCCAGAAUUUGUUAUAUUAAGUCCUAGGCAUUUGAAUUCUCCUCUUGCCUUAAAUUUCCCAGCAUGUUGAAGGCAGGUAAUAGGACCAUAGGCAAGGAAGGAAAAUUAAUACUUAAUUGAGCACCCACUAGGUAUGCCUGCUCUGUAAACAUACCCUGUGGAGAUCCCCAUUUUUACAGAUAAUCAGGCUGAGGUUUAGAGGGGAAACUUAUCCUAGUAAGUCUCAUAGCUAGUAAAAGGCAGAACCAGGUACAAAAAUCAAGCAGGGAAGGAACCAACCAGGAUUCACAUGUUGUAUAACACUCUAAAGUCUAUUCUCUCCAUGAUAUACCCUAAACUGCCUUCUAUGGAACAAAAAAAACCCUAGACAAGUGGUAGAAUAUGCAACAUUCAGUUUUAUUGACCCCAGGAUGGGACAAGGAAAAAGGUUCAGGGAGCCUGGCUGAGUCAGCUCCCCAGAGGGGCCUCUUCCCCUGUAGGAAGCCUCCCAGCCCAGCUCACUUAAAGGAGACGGGUUAAGUGAGUCAUCUCAUGACUGGGGCAACUGCUACCAAGCCCCAAACCUCACCCUCACCACCUGAUGUUUUAUCUCUUAUCUUAGACCAGGGGUUGCCAUUUAUUUUAUAUUUUUUUAGAUGGAGUCUCGCCCUCCCAGGCUGGAGUGCAGUGGCAGCAAGAUCUUGGCCUACUGCAACCUCUGCCUCCCAGGUUCAAGCGAUUCUCCUGCCUCAGCCUCCCGAGUAGCUGGGAUUACAGGGUGCCCGCCACCACGCCUCGCUAAUUUGUGUAUUUUUAGUAGAGACGGGGUUUCACUAUGUUGGCCAGGCUGGUCUUGAACUCCUGACCUCAAGUGAUCUGUCCACCUCAGCCUCCCAAAAUGCUGGGAUUACAGGCGUGAGCCACCAUGCCCAGCUGGAUUGCCUGUUUUUGUAAGACCUUUGAGCUAAGAAUGGUUUUUACCUUAUGAAAAUGUUAAAACAGGCCGGGUGCGGUGGCUCACGCCUGUAAUCCCAGCACUUUGGGAGGCCGAGAGGUGGGUAGAUCACGAGGUCAGGAGAUCGAGACCAUCCUGGCUAACACGGUGAAACCCCGUCUCUACUAAAAAUACAAAAAAUUAGCUGGGCGUUGUGGCGGGUGCCUGUAGCCCCAGCUACUCGGGAGGCUGAGGCAAGAGAAUGGUGUGAACCCAGGAGGCGGAGCUUGCAGUGAGCAGAGAUCGCACCACUGCACUCCAGCCUGGGCGACAGAGACAGACUCCUUCUCAAAAAAAAAAAAAAAAGAAAAUAUUAAAACCAAGAAUAUACAACAGAGACUGUAUGUGGCCACUUGAGUAAACUAAACAGAUUAAGAUUUGCUGACUCCUGUCUCAUUGAGCUAGACACAUGCUAGGUAGCAGGCCAUGGUAGAUGAGAAGACCCUUGAACCUUGUCCUUGUUCUGGAAGGAGGGCCCACGGAAGUACAACAGUGUAAGGGAGUGUGUGUGUGUGUGUGUGUGUGUGUACGGGUGGAUGUGAGUGUGCACAGGUGCAUAAGCAUCUCUGGGCAUCGAGAAUAAUCAGAGUUGGACCUGCUCAUAAGGCCCAAUCCAGCUGUCGGCCAGUUCCCGCAGGGUGCUAUACCUCCGUUCAAACUCCUCCUUGGUGCACUGCUGCAACAGCUGACCCACCUCCUCAGUGAGGUGAGUCACUGCCAGGUGCUUAUCCAGGGUCUCACUCCACUUGCUGCCCAGGAUGCUGUCUAGACUGGUAGCACAGCCUGCCGUCCACUGAGCUGGCAGCAUGUCAGGCUGGAGCACCUGGCGGCGGGCACUGAGCAUGGCUAGGAUGUGGCGGCAGGGCAGGUGGAAGGCCUGGUUAAAGUAGCAGCUGCAGCUGGCAGGGGGCUGGGGCUGCACCUUAUGGGUAUCUUCCAGGAUCUGUAUGUUCAUCUUUUCUGAGCCAGAGCCAAUGAGGUGUGUGGAUUUCUGGACCACAGCAAGCUCGCCCAGGCAGAGUUGGGCUGCUGGCCCUGUGCAGAUGGCAUUGAGGGAGUGCUGGAUGUGGGAUUCUACCAGCUGCUCCACUUUGGGGCUUUCGGGGAUGGUGUCUGAGGGAGCAUGAUUGUUCUGGGCACACAGGCCCUGGUUGAAGUUUGCCUUGUCUGCAGAGUUCUGCUGCAUGUAACGGAACAGAGAAGCCAUACCUUGUUUCUCAGAUGGGGUGGUACCAAAGAACUGGCUGAGGAUGCGGGUGGUGACCUCGAGGCUCUGGAAGUAGCGGCUACUCUCAGCUCGGCUUCUCCAGCGGUGAGCCAGCCAGAUGCGGUCAUUGAGCAGCCAGUGUGAGUGAAGCUCGGGCAGCUUGGCUGGAGGGAUGCAGUUGCUCAGGAGUGUAUACAACUUUCUCAGGUUGCCUGCUGUGGCUGAGCACAUUGUGCUCUGCAGGGAGGUCAGGAGCAGCCUUUCCACAGGCCGUUCAAGGGACAGCUGAUAGAACUUGGCCUGGAGGAACUUACAAAUGUGGAAGGCUGAGAGAAGGACCUCAGCUGUGGGGAACUCCAUGGCUAGGGUAGGCAGUGGAAGGAAAUGAGGAUCCACCAGGAUGGUACAGACUCUCUCCCAUGCUGGGUUAAACUUCUUGAAUACCUGGAACAUCUGGGCCAGGCCUUCAG